Messenger RNA from Panthera uncia (snow leopard), 1056 nucleotides. It is a transcript of the gene TMIGD2, whose product is annotated as transmembrane and immunoglobulin domain containing 2. The record is from RefSeq and is a predicted model, not a curated record. Lineage: Eukaryota; Metazoa; Chordata; Mammalia; Carnivora; Felidae. The coding region runs from base 1 to 1056 and encodes 351 amino acids. The transcript is spliced from 6 exons.
AUGACGGAGCUGGCGAGAGCCCGGGACUGGGAAAGAGCUUGCCUGGGUUCGGUCCUGCAAGGAACUGCAGGCCUCAGUGUGCAGCAGGGUCCCAAACUGCCGCAGGUGAGGGAGGACAGCCAGGUGACCUUGGCCCGCCAGGUGGUGCAGUCCCAAGCCUGGGGGCAGCAGCUCCGUGUCGGGGGGAAGAAGGACGGUGUCUUCUUGUGUGACUCACAUGUCACCAAAGGCAGGUUCAGCCUGGGGGCCUGCGGGCCCCGGUGGCAGCUUUCCUGGGAGUCGCGUGGCAACCUCAACCUGCGGGGACCUCGGGACCCUCAACGACAGCAGGGACCACACGGGCUGGGUGACCGUGGAGAUUCCGAGGGCGGUACGUUAAGGCUGUCCUGCCUGUCCCCACCUUCUAGUAACGUGACGCCUGCGUCCAGCUCCCUACAGCUGGCUUCCCCACCCCGGAACAGCUUCUGGAACAGCUUCUCGGCCGCCCGGAGGGACCAACUCCAGUGUUCCUCCUCUGCAGACCGCCUGCUGCCCAACGCGAACCACACCUCCAGCCACCCAGGACUCUUGGUCGCGCCGCCGGUGGCAGGGGCCGUGGCCGUGGCCGUGGCCGUGGCCGCGGGCGCGGGGACUCAGGUAACCGCGCAGGUAGCCGGGAGGACGGCGGGCGGUUUCCGCCGGCGGCCCUGCCCCCGCGUGGCGGAGGCGGGAACUGCAGCUACUUGGCGAGGCCGCGGCGGGCGCCCCACCUGCCCCUUCUGGAAGGAGCGCGGUGGAGGGGAAGGUGCUGGACAUCCCCACGGAGGUCCAGACGGGUCUAUUCGAUCUCUUUCCCGCAGACCCCCAGACCCCCAGCCACGUUUGGCCCAGAAGCCUUGCCCCAGCCCCAGCCCGGGUCCCCCCAUCUCUACAGUCGGUGUCUCCCCUGACCCACGCCCCUCUGGGCAGCAGAAGCCAAGAGGGCUCCUUGAAGAGGGAUCGGAACCCAGAAAAGACACCCACUCCCCCCCCCCCCCCCCCCCCCCGCCCCCCGCCAGUGGCCACGUGAAAAUGUGA